Planococcus citri (citrus mealybug) is the source of this 1983-nucleotide messenger RNA. RefSeq lists its product as uncharacterized. The transcript is spliced from 10 exons. NCBI's taxonomy places the organism in Eukaryota, Metazoa, Arthropoda, Insecta, Hemiptera, Pseudococcidae. The coding region runs from base 163 to 1749 and encodes 528 amino acids. The record is from RefSeq and is a predicted model, not a curated record.
UCGAAAAUUCUUGGAUUUUCAAAACUAGUUGUAACCGUUAAACGCGGGAUUGUCUGUAAUCUUCAUUCUUUUCUUUCUUAUUUUCUGUCCAGUGAAAAAUCUCAUUUUAAUCGACUUUUAUGAAUUGAUAAUUGUUUGAAUGUUAAUCAUCAAGUUCGCCUGAUGGCAGAAUUCUAUUUCAAUCAGUCCAAACCCGAUAGACGUGCGAUGAAAAAUAAUUCGAAUGUUACCGGAAUGUCUACGAAUAAAAACGGCGAAUUCAAAGUGCCAUUUCCUCCUCGAUCAGUUACGCAAACAUUGUGCAGCAAUUCACGUCAACCACAACAAAAUCAAGAAGGAUCGGCUUUAAAAUGUUUGCAACCGAUCGCCGAAAAAUUCGAAGUGUUCGAUAAGCUUGGAAUUGUUCCCCAAGAUGUUGUUGAAAAAAUGACAUCGGAGUUUUGUCAGAAAUUAAACGCUGUGUGCAUGGAGAAUCUUGCACAGUUGAUACGGCAACCGAAUCAAAAUUCCGCUCCUUCUGUAAUCAAUGAUAACGGCAGUGUCCUUCACUCCAUCAUCUCUCAAGCGCAUGUAGGUCAACCAUCAGUACGUUCUUGCAUUUGUCAAGGAUCAACUUGUGGAAGUGAAAUAGGAUACUCUGUUCCAAAAGGAAUUAUUGUCAAAGAACCUCCACCUGCCUUGGGACCAAUACCAGAACGUCCUGAACGCAGCAAGCAAAAAGCAGCGCCAGUGUUACCUCCUAAUGAUGAAAAUAAUGAUUCGAUUGUAUCGUUUUUCAAGAAGAAUCAAAGUCAAAAUACUAAAGUUGGAAGGAAAAAAUUCGCGCCUUCUGUUGUAACCACAAAUGCCGUGGAAAAAACAGCUUCCAACGCUAGAACAUCUCGUAUCAACACUUUGCCCCGUUCACAGUCUGCUACUCGUCCAAAAGGAAAUGCUGCACGUUCAACUGAACAACGAACGCGAUCCGUUGUUCCAAAUUAUUCCGAAGCUACUACUGAUGAUAGUGAACUCAUGAAUUCCGCUUUGAAAAGCAAGGUAGCCGUGGUUAUUAAUCACGUAUCGGAGGCUAAAUUGACCAAAAAUAAUGUUAGAAAUAAAAGGCAGGCUGACUCGUCUGUUGAACCUAAGAAGAACAAACGCGUGAAAAAUUCUUCGAAACAGGAUGACGAUAUCAAUAUAACCAAGAAUUCUCUACGAAACUUCCCAUUAGUAACGCUGAAAAAGAAUAGGAAAAAACCAGCCAAUGACAACUCUAAAACGAAGCGUGUGUCUAAAAAGCAAUCAGAAACAAAGGAAAAUCAACCUGUUGCAUCUGUUCAAGCAGAAGCUAAUGAAGACCGAAACAUUUGUGGAUAUGAUCAAACCGAUCAAGAAAUGUUUGGCGAUUUUUCCACCAUUAUAAACGAUACGAUUCAUAUGAGAGAUUCUCCUAAUAAUGUUUUGAAAAAUGUAACCAAGGUUUCCACCAAUAAGAACGAUCAACCGUCGCAUAUCUUUUCUCCUUUUUCGAAUAUACGUUCAACUAGCGGCGUCAGUGCGAUCUCCACGCCCCUGUCUAAAACAUUGCCGAAAACUUUGAUUAAUAAACGACUGAAAAAACCAGACGUAGCUUCGGAAUUCAAAAGUGCCAAACCUCGGCCAGUUAAGCGCAUUGUGCAAAAUGAUGUUGUCCGUCUUGAUGCUUCGCAAGAAUCAGAAUAUGGCACUUCUGAUUUCAGUGAUGCUGAGGAUGUUUCCGAUGAGUCGUAAUCGUGUUUUAACUUGUGAUUGUGCUUAUGUUUGUCAGUUUUUGUAAUUAUCUAUUUUUAUAAUUCAUUUACACGUGAACGAGUACAUAUUAUUGUUUAUUCUAAUAUACAUUUUUAUCGUUCGAGUUUUUGUAAUUUAAAUUAAGUAUUUUAAUUUUAUAUUCCUAUCUUGUUGUAAUUUUUGAACUCAUAGAGUUAUUUUAAAUACAAUUUUCUCGAAUUUUUUUCGAACGAA